UUUAUAAACAAGCCAAAAAAUAUGGGAAGAAUGUAUUCAAACGGAAAAGGUGUCUCCAGAAGAUGCCUUCCUUACAGAAGAACCCCUCCAAGCUGGUUGGAAGUAUCCGUUGAUGACCUGUGUGACCAGAUUGUAAGACUUGCCAAGAAGGGACUUCAUCCAUCCCAAAUCGGUGUGCUUCUCAGAGACCAACACGGUAUUCCACAGGUAAAGAGUGUCACUGGUUCUAAGGUCCUAAGAAUUUUGAAGAAUAACGGACUUGCUCCUGAAAUUCCAGAGGAUUUGUACCACUUGAUCAAGAAGGCUGUCUCUAUGAGGAAGCAUUUGGAAGGUAACAAUAAGGAUAUGAACUGCAAAUAUCAUUUGAUUCUUACCGAGUCCAAGAUUCACAGAUUAGCUAGGUACUACAGAAAGAUUCAGGCUUUGACACCAACCUGGAAAUAUGUUUCUUCCACUGCCAAGACUCUCGUCUCUUAAGCUGAUGAUAACACUGAUUCAAUCUGAUUUUUG
Moneuplotes crassus is the source of this 510-nucleotide messenger RNA. Lineage: Eukaryota; Ciliophora; Spirotrichea; Euplotida; Euplotidae. The record is from the annotation of a GenBank genome assembly.